Messenger RNA from Oppiella nova, 512 nucleotides. Lineage: Eukaryota; Metazoa; Arthropoda; Arachnida; Sarcoptiformes; Oppiidae. The record is from the annotation of a GenBank genome assembly.
GAGGACGUCAUCUCGACCCUCCAGUACCUCAAUCUAAUCAACUACUAUAAGGGACAGUACAUCAUAACCAUCACCAAAGAGGUGCUCAACGCCUACGACAGGGCUUUUCAGAAGCGAAAGGUGCGAAUCGAUUCCAAAUGUCUUCACUGGACUCCUAAGGAUUGGUCCAAACGCGGCAAAUGAUCCAAUAAAUGCAUGAUUUUUAAUACCAAUUAUUGGCUAUAAUUUAAUGGAAACUAUUAGUUACUCAUUGACUGAUUGAAUAUUUCGAUCUCGAACUCAAUUGACACCGAUUUCGAUAUCAUUUCCAUUCAAUUAUUGGUUUGUUUUAAUAAUUUAAAUAUCAUUUAUCACUUGCGCUCACCUUUCAAUGCAAAUACUCGAAACCAAUCGCUUUGAGUAUUCAAUACACUUAUCAUAUGAAUGCGAUUUGAGACAAUUGAUGGUAAUCUCAACCAAUGCUACGGUAUGUUCACUACCACUGAAACUCUUUGGUGUUGAUGUCUCACCAC